Messenger RNA from Xiphophorus maculatus (southern platyfish), 4003 nucleotides. Its product is annotated as zinc finger protein OZF-like. Gene Ontology annotation, molecular function: DNA-binding transcription factor activity; RNA polymerase II cis-regulatory region sequence-specific DNA binding. The transcript has 2 exons. Gene Ontology annotation, biological process: regulation of transcription by RNA polymerase II. NCBI's taxonomy places the organism in Eukaryota, Metazoa, Chordata, Actinopteri, Cyprinodontiformes, Poeciliidae. The record is from RefSeq and is a predicted model, not a curated record. The coding region runs from base 277 to 1932 and encodes 551 amino acids.
GCAACACUGGAAGCAAACUGAGGAACCAGGCCCUGACUUAGUCACGCGGUGCGUCUCGCUCACGCGGCUUCAAACCUCACAUCCUGCUCCAGGAAAAGCCUCGAUAAAACCUUCAUAAAAAUCUUCCUGGAUUACUCAACACACGCUCUGAAACCUCGGCACAGAAAACACAUCGCUAGUUUUAGGCAAAUGUUUGAAUGUUUUCAGUAAAAAUCUCUUCAGUUUGAAGAAACAUUCACAGAGUUGAAAGAAAUUAAUGUCAAGAUUGAGAAAGAGAUGGAGGAUCAGCUCAGACUGGUGGAUUUUACCCGGAUACCGAAGAUCAUCUUACACCGGAUAGAUCUCCAACAUUGUUCUGUGUGUAAAGACGACGGGAUUUUCAAUGACCUCAGCAACCAGGAGGGGAAGUUCACUUUAAAACAAGAGGAACCAGAACCUCUGCAGAUAAAACAGGAGCAAGAAGAACCAGAACAUCAACAGCUCAAAGAGGAAAAGAAGCAACUCUGCAUCAGUCAGGAUGAAGAGCAUCUUGUGCUGAAACAGGAGACUGAUGACAUUUUGGUGAUUCCUCUUAAUGUGCAAAUAAUCCACAAUGAAACAGAACCACAGAGGAACCAACUCAUCUCUCAUGGCUCUGCUGAGGAUGAGAACCAGGAUCAGGAAGGAAGCAAUUCUGAAGACCCAGGAAAAAAGAGAGAUGAAGAACAGAAACAAAAGGAGAAAUAUGAGAAAACCAAACUGCAGAAAGGUCAAACUGAAAGUUCAAAACAAAAAACAUACAAGAAAGCUCACCCACAACAAAAACUAUAUUCUUGUAAAAUCUGUGAUGAAGCCUUUUCUCAAAGCAGUUUGUUGACGACACACAUGACAACUCACACUGACAAGAACCCUUUCACAUGUUCAACCUGUGGAAAAAGUUUCACAUGUAGAUCAUCGUUACUUGGUCACAUGAUGAUUCACACAGGUGAGAAGCCUUUCUCUUGUGUGACCUGUGGAAAAAGCUUCCAACGUAAAAGCAAUUUAACUAGACACACGAUAAUUCAUACAGGUGUGAAGCCUUUCUUAUGUAGGACUUGUGGAAAAUGUUUCCGUUAUAAAAGCAAUUUAACUAGUCACAUCAGGACUCAUACAGGUGAGAAACCUUUCUUAUGUGGGACUUGUGGAAAAAGUUUCUAUCAAAAAAAAUAUUUAACUACUCACAACAGGAUUCAUACACAUGAGAAACCAUUCUCAUGUAGGAGUUGUGGGAAAGGUUUUGGUCAAAAAACCAGUUUAAUUAGUCACAUGAGGAUUCAUACAGGUGAGAAACCAUUCUCAUGUGGGACUUGUGGAAAAAGUUUUGGUCAUAAAAGCAGUUUAAAUGGUCACAUGAGGACGCAUACAGGUGAGAAACCAUUCUCAUGUAGGACUUGUGGAAAAUGUUUCCAUUAUAAAAGCAAUUUAACUAGUCACAUCAGGACUCAUACAGGUGAGAAACCUUUCUUAUGUGGGACCUGUGGAAAAAGUUUCCAUCAUAAUAGCAGUUUAGUCACUCACAUGUGGAUUCAUACAGAUAAGAAGAAUUUCUUAUGUGGGAGUUGUGGAAAAAAUUUCCAUCAGCAAAGCAGUUUAACUUGUCACAUGAGGAUUCAUGCAGAUGAGAAUCCUUUCUCAUGUAGGACUUGUGGAAAAAGUUUCCAUCAUAAAAGAAGUUUAACUAGACACAUGAAGACUCAUACAGGUGAGAAAUCUUUCUCAUGCAGGACUUGUGGAAAAGGUUUCUUUCAAAAAAGCAAUUUAACUAGUCAUAUGAGUAUUCAUACAGGUGAAAAGCCUUUCUGGUGUGGGAUAUGUGGAAAAGGUUUCUGUCGAAAAGACUAUUUAUCUGUUCACAUGACAACUCAUACAAGUGGUGUUUCUUAUGUGCAACCUGUGGAAAAGGCGUCCUUCUAAAUUGCCAGUUAACUUUUAACAUGGGAAAAAAUUCUUGUUUGCUGUACGCCAAAAUUCAUAAUUACUUCAAAAAUGUUCAUCUGUUAUAUUUUUCAUCCAUGGAAGUUGCCAUUUUUUCGCUUGAUGGGUUGAUGGUGCAUAAUGGUCCAUUCUGUACUGGAAUCUACGGCGUAAACACAAGAAGGCUAACUUUACCUGAGUACUUUAUCAUGUUGCAUUUGUCUGGUGUAAUUUUACAUAAUGCGACACCAUAAUCUUUGACGAAAUAAAACAGACGAAACAAAACUUCCACAGGUAGGAUGUAUUGAUAAUAAAUCUGCCGAGUAAGCAGUAUGUGACGUAGCAUCGAUGUGCGCAUUACCACAAGGUAGGACGGAUUCAUGGGUAGCACAGAUGGCUAGAACACCUGUUCAAUUUAAAAAGACGUUGCUCAUCGCUGUUUUGGCUGGACAUAGCUGGGCAGUUGGACCACUGUACAUCAUUUACCCAGAAUGCAUUGCAGCGUGAACAACACGGUGACUUUGGCGUGACAAUAUUUUUAUUAAAAUGUAUAAGAACUAAACAGCCUACAGUAUUAUUACUGUAUUGUUUCUACAUCUAAAAUGAAUAUUUCUCAAAGUUUAUUAUUACAACUAAUCAUUUAUCCUUUUAAAGAAACAAUGGAUUUGAAAGCUUUAAGAUUUAAACUCGUAAAGCUGUUGGAAUCAUUAUAUGUCUAUUCUUUGUUGUACUUUUACUUUUACUCCAUUAAUUGUGGUUACAUGAUGCAUAUUAGCUGUUACUAUAUACACUGUUAGGUUACAAUUUAAUUGCCUGUUGGGAAUUAUGUUUUUUUAAUCUAUGUAUGCUUUAGUUUUUCAUUAUUUACUCUUCAGGUUAUGAUUUUGGGGGAAAUACUGUUGAUUAUAUGAUGACAACAAAGCAGGCAGAAGGUUUGAUAAGUUAUGAUGAAACCUGAGAUGAGAUCUGCAUUACUUUAUUCUCGUUAUAUUUACUCUAAACUGAAAAUUUAUUUUAACCCAUUUGUGUUUGUUUAUGUAUCUGUAUUUGGUUGAGAAUUUGUUUAGUAUUUAUGAUGUUAGUAAAUGUAUUGGUUAUAUAAAUUACAUUUCCGUCAUAAAUGUAACUAGCAAAAACUGUUUGUUUUUUAUUUGUAAUUCUUUGUUUUUGAAGCAUUGAGAAGAUUACACAAGCUUGAUUUCACCUCAAGGUCACAGUUCCAGUCUGUGAUCAAUUACAAAAUUCCUCCUCUUUACCAUUUACAAAAACAGAACACAAAUAGGGGACAAGUGGGUAUUAUUUUGAAAAUACAUUACUUUUAUGUAUAAGGAUAUUAUACAGCCCACAGACUCUUCCAUAAUUGAAAUCUGAUACAAAUGUUUUUCAUUGUCAGGUAGAAAUUCUGUUACCCACAAUAAAGGUGGUGAAUUUAAAAGAUAUUCUUGUAUUAGAGAUAUUUUCAAUAUUUGUGUGUAUUUCUGUCCAAUAUUGUCUUAUAACUGUACAGUCCCGAAGUAUAUGCCAGUGGUUGUGUUCUGUGUUUCCACAUUGUCUCCAGGACUUCGGCUUCUCCUGGUUCAACACAUUUUUUGUUUUGAUGUUAUGAAAAAUAUAAUCAAGUUAAAUUCUCCAUGAAUAUAAAUUUAUACAUUUCCAAGCAGUCGAGCAAUAACCAUGCCAUUCUUCUUCUGCGGUUUUCAUUUUACUUUUCCCAUUUUGUUUUCACAUAUGAAGUUUACUGUAUUUUGUAGUCAUAGAUCCUUUAUAUAGAGCCGUGAUAUAAUAAGUUUUUAGGAUUUUGCCUGAUAUGCCAUUAGUAUUUCAUUAAGCACUGACUCCUGCUAAUAGUUUUGUGAUUAAGAUAAUGAUUUUACCUUUAGAUAUCUAUAAAAAUCCUGUUUUUCCUAGUUAUAGCUUGUUUUAUCCAUUAUUGAGAAAUGUAUUGCUAUACCUUGGGGUGACCAAUUAGGGAAUCCGGUAUCUGUUUAAUUUGGUUUAAAUUUGAGGUUAUAAGCACAACAUCUUAUAAUUAUCAGGUUAUCAUGUAGUUUAUAUUCCUGUUUAACUUCUA